AUGACCGAUAACAUACAUGUUGCCAGCGAUUUAGCAAAAAAUCAACUUUAUUCGGAUGUUGCACCCGAAGAUCUAAAAUGGACUUUAGCCUCUGGCUCUUCCACCGAAACUCAAACCUUUUAUUUAUUAUGGUAUCCUACAAUUCAAUUCACAGCAAGAUUUUUUGGUGAAGGAAUUAAUACCUUUAAGUCAGUUAACAUGUCUAAUUUUAAACUUUCAGAAGAUAGAUGUUCGGCAUCAGCAGAUAAUAUGUCAAUUGAACUUAAUCCAGAACACAAUAAAUAUAAAGUGAGCUUGCAACAUGAACAAGAAUUGAUAGUUUCAUUCGAGUUUGAACGUGUGGAUCGAGGAUAUAAAAUUGGCGAAGGUAAAACUUAUUUUGGAGUAGAUAGAUCAUCAGGAUUUGUGGAACAUAAGUUUUGGCCAAAAGGUAUUGUCAAUGGAACAUUUGUGGUAGAUGGAAGAAAAUUCGAUGUAUCUGGGACAGGAUUAUUUGUUCACGCAAUCCAAGGAAUGAGACCUCAUCUCAUUGCUUCCAAAUGGAAUUUUAUUAAUUUCCAAUCGGACAUUUCUUCAUUAUCAAUGUGUGAAUUUGAGGCAACACCUUACUAUGGUGGUGUGAAGGUUAAUCAAGGUAGUUUGAUGUUGAAUGAUAAAUUAAUUGGAGUAUCGAUUGAUAAUAAAGCAGAAUUUGUUGAAACUGAAUUGGAUCUUGAUACUGGUUAUAAUAUUCCAAAGAAAAUAAACUAUGUUUGGGAAGGUAGAACAUUAGAAGGUGGAGAGGAUUACACUGUUACAAUAGAAAUUGUGCCUACUAUUCUUAUGGAUAAAAUUGAUGUAUUAAAUGAAGUUCCUUAUUUUUUGAAAAAAAUUGUUCAAGGUAAAUUUAUUAUAUUAUUUAAAUUUUAUGUCUACAAUGAAUUAAUUAUAUAA
Entrophospora candida is the source of this 933-nucleotide messenger RNA. NCBI's taxonomy places the organism in Eukaryota, Fungi, Glomeromycota, Glomeromycetes, Entrophosporales, Entrophosporaceae. The record is from the annotation of a GenBank genome assembly.